Messenger RNA from Nymphaea colorata (pocket water lily), 796 nucleotides. RefSeq lists its product as uncharacterized. The record is from RefSeq and is a predicted model, not a curated record. Bases 85 to 603 code for a protein of 172 amino acids. The transcript has 4 exons. Gene Ontology annotation, molecular function: protein-disulfide reductase activity; oxidoreductase activity, acting on a sulfur group of donors, disulfide as acceptor. Lineage: Eukaryota; Viridiplantae; Streptophyta; Magnoliopsida; Nymphaeales; Nymphaeaceae. Gene Ontology annotation, cellular component: cytoplasm.
UCGUCCUCGUUUCCGUUGCGAAGCACACGCCCUCUUUCUCUCGGCUUCCUGGUCCCGGAGUUCGAAGGAGGACAUCGUUAAAAGAUGGCGACAAUCUUCGGCGUCUCUGCUUCUGUUUCAGCUAACCCCAAUCCUUCCUCUGUUCUGGCUCCAACGAAGCUCUCUGCUUCUUCCUCUGUCUCUUUCUUGUCCUCCCGCGGCAGAACUCGAGGUUUCCCGCUCAUUUCUCGGACGGUCCUGCCGCACCGCCGUCGCACUGUCCGUCGGAUUAAUGCGAAGAAGCAGACAUUUUCUUCAUUUGAUGAUUUGAUAGCAGGGUCCGACAAGCCUGUAUUGGUUGACUUCUAUGCGACUUGGUGCGGUCCAUGCCAAUAUAUGGUUUCUGUUCUCAAUGAAGUUGGCCAUGCAAUGAAGGAUGCCAUCGAUGUGGUGAAAGUUGAUACUGAAAAAUAUCCGAGCAUUGCCAAUCGCUACAGGGUCGAGGCGUUGCCUACUUUAAUCAUUUUCAGGGACGGAAAGCCAUCAGCUAGAUUUGAAGGUGCACUGCCUGCUGAUCAGCUGAUGCAGUGGAUAAACAAUGCACUUGACACUGUUGCUGUUUGAUGCCUUUUUGAAAUUGAUUAUGACUUCGGGCAACCAGUGUAUAGUAUCAGUUUGUAGUAUAUAGCUCACCAGGGGCAAUUUUUUCAUUUGGAAAAUACAGAUGAAUAAAAUCUAUGAAGGCUUCUACUGUUAUAAACUUUCAGUCUGUUCUUUUCUUUAUGAUUAUGAUAAACUUUAAGCAAAUUUUGUUCAA